AUGGCUUCACCGAAAGGGCUCUUCACACACAUGCAGCUCCACGGGCACUUGCAGCCCCACGCGCACGCGGGGGCUCCCAUGUAUGGGUGUGUUUUGCAUGCAUUUGCGGGGAGCCGCCUUGGACUCCCUCUCCAUUCAGUUCACCCAGAAGGGAAUCCCUACAGCUCCCUGCGAGAGGAGGCGGCUGGCCCCAUCCCCUUCCCCUCUGCCUGGUCCCGCUGGGGCCCAAGAAUCUGCAAUGCCUCCUCUCACAUAAAGGGAAUCUGUGAAGAUGAGACAGAGAAUAGCACAGGGAACGAGGACAGAGCCCUUUUGCGCCUGGGAACCACCGCUUGGCUCGUGCCCCGCUCAGGGUUCAGGGAAGCCAAGGAGGGCCCCCGGGCGCACGGACAGCCACGCGCCGCAUCCCGCACUUCGCGCUCGCCCUGGUGGCGUUUGCGCUCUCAAGACACGGCCCCGCACCAUCUUCUUAGGCGCUGUGCGGGUUUCUUCAACCGCCCAGCUGCCGGCUCCACAGCGUCCGCCCUCCGAGGGGUACAGGUGCCGCCGUCCCGCCCUCUGCCGCCUGGUCCGCCAACGCCGCCUCCUCCGGGCUGGCCUGGGGGCUUGACCCAAAGCCGCUGCCUCGCGAAUGGUCUCGUGCCAGAGCGCAGCGCCCGCCGCCCGUCGCCGGGGACUCCCCGCCCUUCCGCGCGACCCCGCGCAGGAGCGGGCGGUGCUGACGGCGGGCAGGGGGCGGGCAGGGGAGCGGGGGCUCGUUCGGGGGUAACCGCCUCCUCUGCAGCCUGCCCGCGCCUCCGAAGCCGGACCUGCCUCCGCCUCUUCCUCCAGCGGCUCCAUCCUCCGCCAGCGCCGCGUCCUCCCGCCACCCGCGCCGGCGGCCUCGGCGCAGCGGGGAGGGGGCCCGGCGCGGCGGCCGCCCCUCGGCUCAGCCCGGGCGGCGCGCCUGCCCUGCUGCCCGCGGCGCUCACCAGCAGCAUGCUCUAUUUCCAGAUGGUGAUCAUGGCAGGGACGGUGAUGCUGGCAUACUACUUCGAGUACACGGACACGUUCACCGUGAACGUGCAGGGCUUCUUCUGCCACGACAGCGCCUACCGCAAGCCCUACCCGGGCCCGGAGGACCGCAGCGCCGUGCCCCCCGUGCUGCUCUACUCGCUGGCCGCCGGCGUCCCUGUGCUCGUGAUAAUCGUUGGAGAAACUGCUGUGUUUUGCCUACAGUUAGCCACAAGGGAUUUUGAAAACCAAGAAAAAACUAUUUUAACUGGAGAUUGUUGCUAUAUAAAUCCACUGGUACGCCGAACUGUCCGAUUUCUUGGAAUUUAUACGUUUGGAUUGUUUGCCACAGAUAUAUUUGUAAAUGCUGGACAAGUUGUUACAGGAAAUCUGGCUCCACAUUUUCUUGCCCUGUGUAAGCCCAACUAUACAGCUCUUGGAUGUCAACAGUAUACACAAUUCAUCAGCGGGGAAGAGGCCUGCACGGGCAACCCAGAUCUCAUCAUGAGAGCAAGGAAAACAUUUCCAUCCAAAGAAGCAGCUCUCAGUGUCUAUGCAGCCAUGUAUCUGACAAUGUACAUCACCAACACAAUCAAAGCCAAAGGUACCAGACUUGCUAAGCCAGUCUUAUGCUUGGGAUUAAUGUGUUUGGCCUUUCUGACUGGACUCAACAGAGUAGCAGAAUAUAGAAAUCACUGGUCAGAUGUGAUAGCAGGCUUUCUGGUUGGAAUAUCUAUAGCAGUAUUCCUGGUUGUGUGUGUGGUAAAUAAUUUCAAAGGAAGACAGCCAGAAAGUGAGCAUAUCCACAUGGACAAUCUGGGACAGAUGCCAAUGAUCAGCAUUCCUCGGGUAGAAAGUCCUUUGGAAAAGGUAACAUCUGUACAGAACCACAUCACUGCCUUCGCAGAAGUCACAUGAUAUCGAAGCAGAUGGUCUUUCACUGCAUUGGACAUCGUCUCUUUUUACCAUCCAUUCAUAACACCCAAAGUUUAUGAAGUUGUCUAAUGAUUUCUAUAAUUUUAGUAUCAUUGUCAGCCUGUCUGUUGCCCCCACUAGACUGUGAGCUCCUCGAGGGCAGGACUCUGUCUUUACUGCACCCCCAACACCUACAGCAAAGUCUAACAGAAAGUAGGUGCCCAAUAAAAACGUGAUGACUGAAUGAACAAAUUCCUAAAGGACACAUUCACUUUAGUUCUUCACAGAAUCACUUGCAGUUGAGUUAAAGAUAUCUCCACAGAAACCAUAUUUGCUAAAAAUAAAUAAAUAAAUAAAUAAAUCCUCUACUUGGCACUAAACUUUUCAAUUUCCCACAUAUCUCUUCACCAGUACCCUGUUUAAUCUGAAGUGGACUUUGAAAGCCAUGGGGGUCUUCUAUAUUGUUAUUCAGCAUGACAUUAUUUCCUUUCUAACAAAUUUCAGUGUGUGAAUUUUCUUUACUUUUAGAAAGUAUGUUCUAUACUAAAAUAAUGUUUGCACAUUCUAUUAUGCUAUAUUUCACUUAAACUACCAUUCAUACUAUACAUUCUAAGACUGGUGCUUCUGCUUUUGAAGGGGAAAAAUGCCAAUUUUUACUGUAAUAAGUAAUGUAUAAAAAUUAAAAAAUAUUUAUUUGGAAUUUUUCUCCUGACACCUGUGGUUUAAUUGUUGACUUGUAGGUUUUGAAAACAGGCAGUAUCUAAGAUAGUUAGAAUGAAGAAAUCUAGCAAUGGUACCUUAUUGAACGAUUAUCCAUUGAAGACAGCAUCUUAAGAGUGGUCAAAUCUCCAUUCUUAGGAUUUUUCACUGGUCAAGAUUUCACACUAUUUAAAUGGAAAAGAUCCACCUCUGACACAUAUUUUAAAUGACGCAAAUGCUAGAAAUAUGGUUAAUGUGUUCUGCUUUGCAUUUGUGUAGUAUUUUAUAAUUUACAAAGUACCAUUUUAUUUAAUCUUGAUGGUAACCCUGUGUAAAUGUUAAGAGUGUGGCUUUAUUUUUAUAAAUGAGAAAAAAAAUGAAGCCAAGAUAGAGUGAACCACAUGCCUAGCCCCAAACUAGUAAGAACAGGGUUAAAAUUUAAAUUUAGGUUUUCUGAUCCAAAACACAAUGGUACUUCAAAAAGGUCAUGGAAAAUGGAAGUAAAAGGUAAGUUUAUCUUGGUGCAAGAAAUGCUGAAAUCCAUGCAUGGUUUAUUUCAUUACAUGGAUUUUCCAUGAAAUUUUUGAAGACAUCUUACAUGCAACAGCUAUGAUAUUGUUUUGAACACUAAGGCCUUUGAAGUGAUGAGUACAGUGCUGGGUAUCUACCUAUGUUUUAGAAAAUGGCAUGUGAAAACGGAAUUACAAAAGCUCUUAGUAUUUUAAAUGCUUAUAAGAAUAAACUCUUUUAAGGUAUACAAAUAUAAACCUUUUUGACCCUAUUAUAAGUAACGAAUGUCAAAGGGUCUAGUUGUGAGGCCCUCAGUAAAAGCAAAAACGGAAUCAAAUAUCUCUCCUUCUAUGGUCAUCCCAGGGCCCAGGCCCCAACUCAGGAGAGAUCCUAAGGGACAUACUUUACAUUUAGUCUGUGAAAUUAAGGAUGAAAAUACCAGAAUACAAAGCAAAUGAGCUUUUUGAUGGUAACAUUUCAAUCUUUAAUGCUCUUCUGAUUAACACUGGCUUAUAGUUAAUUUACUGAAAUGAUUUUUUUUUAGCUUGAAAGUACUAAAAAAUGAACUUUCUUUAUACUCUCCACUUUCAAAAGAAACCAGUAAAUAAAUAUUACCAAAAUCUUGUCUGUUACUUCCAGCCUGGAUGUUACCUGCCCAUUUCUGCCACUGUAGGAGUUGAAACACUUCUAUUAAGGCCGAAAGAAGAAAAUCUGUAUCUCUUCCAAUUUUAGAUCUUUAUAGAAAUUCAAUUCUGUUGGAAACUUAGAGCAUGAAAAAGCUUUGAAUGCCUUGACCCUCUUCGAAGACUUCUAAGGCAAUAAUAUCAGUAGGGAAUUCACUUAGUGGUAGUAGAAGUGAAGGGGAUGAUCUCAUCGUGUCUCAGAAGGCAGAAUUCCCAGACAGGCCUCUCAAGUUUGGUCAGUUCUAUUGGUUCUAUAUCCAUUUUUCAAGAACCCAAUUAAGAAUGGUUUUCCAUACAUUAUAUAGCUAUAUAUUUUCAGCUAUAUAUUAUUAUAUUAGUGUUGUAUCUUUGGACCUUGGCCUGAAUAUAGGAGUUAUAAAUUCCUCAGAAACUCAGUUUAAUCCAAGACAAGAGUAAAGUCAUAUGUAAUAUUUAAGCUUCAUGGAUCCAUGAUUGUGCAAUGAAUGAUCCUAUUGAGAAUACAGAAAGAGAAAAAAAAAACAUAGAUGUGACUAUGAUAAAAGCAAGCAAAGAGUCCUUAACCAUGAUGUUACUGAGAAUAAUGAAAACCGCAUUUAAGAAAAUAUUAAUAUGUAAAUAUGUAAAUAAAAAGUCUAGUAAAAGCAGAUGAACACAUAUCUUUCUGAUAAAGACAUCACAUUUUUAGUCUACUUACUUGGGGCCCAGAUCAGCAUACAUUGGUCAACCUGAAAAUUUCAGUAGUCUCUGUUUGCAUGGCAGAAAUUCUGCACAUGUUUUAUCUGAUUCCUAAGAUAACUUAAAAGGCUCUUUUAUGUUAAAAGAGAGGUGAACCUUCUUUGACAGACUUUGUCUAGUCCACUUCUAACUGGGCCUCUCUUUUCUCAGGAUCUAUCCUAGCCAAAUGUUUCAGUUACAUUUAAUGUAGUUUCCUUUGUGAAAGAGCAGUAGGGGAAGAAAUAAUUCUCUGCUGCACACUGUAUUUUUCAAAUAAAAUUUUAAAAAUUAAA
Oryctolagus cuniculus (rabbit) is the source of this 4789-nucleotide messenger RNA. It is a transcript of the gene PLPPR5, whose product is annotated as phospholipid phosphatase related 5. Gene Ontology annotation, cellular component: plasma membrane. Gene Ontology annotation, biological process: phospholipid dephosphorylation; signal transduction; phospholipid metabolic process. Gene Ontology annotation, molecular function: phosphatidate phosphatase activity. NCBI's taxonomy places the organism in Eukaryota, Metazoa, Chordata, Mammalia, Lagomorpha, Leporidae. The record is from RefSeq and is a predicted model, not a curated record.